Babjeviella inositovora NRRL Y-12698 is the source of this 327-nucleotide messenger RNA. RefSeq lists its product as uncharacterized. Gene Ontology annotation, cellular component: membrane. The transcript is spliced from 2 exons. The record is from RefSeq and is a predicted model, not a curated record. Lineage: Eukaryota; Fungi; Ascomycota; Pichiomycetes; Serinales. Bases 1 to 327 code for a protein of 108 amino acids.
AUGGAACACCCAGCUUUCACCUUAUCUGGUUUAUGCCUCGUCGGGGGUAUCAUGGGCUACGUCCGUAAGGGCUCCCUCCCAUCCAUGCUCGGUGGUGUUGGUGUUGGUCUCGUUUAUGGUGCUGCCGGAUACUUGUUAAAGGAAAACAUGGACUACGGUAUCCAUUUGGCCUUGGGUGCCUCCUCGGUUUUGUUGGCCGCUGGCUCCGCCAGGGCCGCUGCUACCCGCUUCAGAAAGCCAGUCCCAUUAUUGCUCUUUGGUAUUGGGGGGUUGUCCACUGUCUAUUAUUGUAUCAAGUACAACCAAUUCUACGGUUCUGGCCUUUAG